This is a messenger RNA of Spirodela intermedia, 1920 nucleotides long. NCBI's taxonomy places the organism in Eukaryota, Viridiplantae, Streptophyta, Magnoliopsida, Alismatales, Araceae. The record is from the annotation of a GenBank genome assembly.
AUGGCCUCCCCCCACGUCUCCGUCCUGAACCUGCACGGCCGGCAGGGGAGAUGGCGAGAGCUGGCCGCCCAUUACCGACUCCUGCUCCUCGACGGCGCCUUCCGCCCCGACACCUUCGUCUUCCCCGUCCUCCUCCGGCACUGCCCCGAUAUCUACCUCGGAGAGGCCGUCCAUGCCGACGCCGCCAAGCGCGGCCUGGCCGGCGGCGCCGACCCCUUCGUCUCAGCGGCCCUCGUCGAGAUGUACUGCCGCUGCGCCGGUGCCCUUUCCGGCGCUGCGCGGCAGGCGUUCGACGAAAUCCCCACGCCGGCGACGGUCACCUGGAACGCCGCCAUUUCGAGCUUCUUCCGCGCAGGCCGUUGCGACUGCGCGCGGUCGCUCUUCGACCGCAUGCCCUGCCGGAACGGCGUCACCUGGUCGGCUGUCGUCGCCGGCUACACCCAGAACGGCCAGGGAAGGGAAGCUCUGCUCGUCUUCAAGAAAAUGGUGGAAGAACUGGGCUCGGCGAGAUCCUCCGGCCCCACCCCCCACAGCGUCGCCGGCGUCCUUUCCGCCUGCGUGCACCUGUGGGACGUCAGCUUCGCCAUGCAGGUGCACGGCUACGCCGCGAAGGUCAGCCGGUACGUCGAGGACGACGACUUCGUCGGCAGCGUCCUCCUCGACGCGUACGGCAAAUGCGGCCGUGUCGCGAUGGCCAGGCAGGUGUUCGACUCGAUGUCGCACAAGAAUGUCGUCGCAUGGUCCUCGUUAAUGGCGAGCUUCGUCCGGGAGGACAACCCCUCGGAGGCGAUGGGUCUCUUCAGAGAGAUGAUAUGGGCCGGCGCCGCCCCGAACGAGGUUACGCUGACAACUGCACUCUCUGCGUGCGCCCACCUGCCCAGCAUGACCGCCGGGAAGGAGCUCCAUGCCUAUCUGUUUCGCCGGAGAGGGGAGAACCCAGACAUCUUCGUCUCGUCUGCCCUAAUCUUCAUGUACGGCAAGUGCCGGGCUCUGGACUGCGCUCGCUCCGUCUUCGAGAAAGACAGGGACCUCUUAUGCCGUAGUGUGACCCCUCUGUGGAACACCAUGGUCUCCGGGUACGUAGCAAACGGCCGUGCCGACGAUGCCUGGCUGAUGAUCCGGUCCAUGUGCCGGCUGUCGAGCGGCGGCGCCGCGCCCAACUCCAUCACGCUGGCCAUCAUCCUCCCCCUCUGCGCCACCUCCAGCCUGCUGCCGCUCGGGAAGGAGACCCACUGCUACGCGGUGAGGAACGGCUUCGACAGGGAGUUGCUGGUGGGGAACAGCCUGCUGGAUAUGUACUGCAAGUGUGGCGAGAUAAGCUCCGCCAGGAGCCAGUUUGAGCUCAUGCCGGAGAAGAACAGGAUCUCCUGGACGACCCUGAUCGACGGGUACGGGAUGCACGGCGGCGCCGCCGAGGCCAUUAGCCUCUUCCAGAGGAUGGUGGCGGAGCAGAGGGUGAACCCGGACCCCAUCACCUUCGUGGCGCUCAUCUCGGCGUGUAGCCACUGCGGGCUGGUCGAGGAGGGUCUCCGGUUCUUCAAGGAGAUGAAGGAGAGCCAUGGCGUGCUGCCGACUGCGCAGGUCUGCGCAUCCAUGGUGGACCUUCUCGCCCGAGCAGGGCGCAUCGAGGAGGCGAAGGAAUUCAUGUCGACGAUGCCUGCAACCCCUGGCGCGAGCGCCUGGGGCGCCCUGCUCGGCGCUUGCAGAAUUCACGGAGAAGUUGCAGACGCAGAGUCCACGCUUCAGCAUCUGCUCGCGCUGGAGCCGGAGGGGACGGGGUUUCGCACCCUCCUGUCGAAUAUCUACGCAGAGAGAGGGAUGCUGGACCAGGUCGCCAAGCUGAGGACGGCCAUGGCGGGUGAAGGCGUCGUGAAGAAGAGGGGUUACAGCUGGGUGGAGACCAGGAACACGUCCUUUUAG